AUGAGAGAGGGCCAGAAGACUCAACCUAAGGUAUUGGAAAACGUUUGGGAUACUGGGAAGAUGAAGGUCACGUAUGUGAAUGACAACACGCAACUUCCUCAACUGCAUGUUGACAAGUCGGUGAUUGACAAUUUGUGUUCGCCAUGGAAGGAUGCUUUGUUGGUUGGGCUCUUGGGGAAGAAGCUUGGGUUUCGCACCAUGAAAGCUAGGCUGAGCAACAUCUGGAAGUUAGUUGGAGAGUUUGAUCUACUUGAUAUUGAUAAUGGCUUUUUCAUGGUCAAGUUUGAUCGCGAGGAAGACAAAAAGAAAGUGAUGGAUGGCGAGCCAUGGAUGAUUUUUGAUCAUUACUUGGCGGUGGCUCCUUGGAGCAAAGAGUUCAUUACUCCUGCUGCAAAAAUCACUCGAACUUUGGCUUGGGUUCGUGUCCCGGGACUUAACGUCACCUUCUAUGAUGAGUGUUUCCUCAUGUCGUUGGCCAAAAUAAUUGGUACGCCGGUAAGAGUGGAUGUCAAUACUUUGAACGCCGAGUGGGGAAAGUUCGCAAGAAUCUGCGUAGAGCUUGAUCUUACUAAGUCAGUUGUGGGUAAAUUCUUGUUUGAAGGUUUUUGGUAUAAGGUGGUUUACGAGGGUCUUCAUAUUAUUUGCUCAAAGUGUGGGUGCUAUGGGCAUCGUGGGAGAGAGUGUACUCAGUCGCCCCCCACACCGAUACCGGAGCCAGCGCAGAUGCCGGCGAAGGAGCCAUCUUCAGAUGAGCCGCCACCGGAAACCCUAGUUGUUACGCCCUCCCCAUCUCCAGAUUUGGCAGUUGCGGAAAGUCAGGAGCAGCCAAGGCAUGCGGUUAAUGGGAGUUAG
This is a messenger RNA of Lotus japonicus, 852 nucleotides long. RefSeq lists its product as uncharacterized. Bases 1 to 852 code for a protein of 283 amino acids. The record is from RefSeq and is a predicted model, not a curated record. Lineage: Eukaryota; Viridiplantae; Streptophyta; Magnoliopsida; Fabales; Fabaceae. The transcript has a single exon. Gene Ontology annotation, molecular function: zinc ion binding; nucleic acid binding.